Enterobius vermicularis (human pinworm) is the source of this 504-nucleotide messenger RNA. Lineage: Eukaryota; Metazoa; Nematoda; Chromadorea; Rhabditida; Oxyuridae. The record is from the annotation of a GenBank genome assembly.
AUGUCAGGGAUAGCUACAGGAAGGUUAACGGAAGAACGAAAAGCUUGGCGAAAAGACCAUCCAUUUGGAUUUAUCGCAAAACCAGUUCAAAACCCCGAUGGUACGAGAAAUUUGUUUGUUUGGGAGUGUGCUAUACCCGGUAAGAAAGGAACAAUUUGGGAAGGUGGACUGUACAAGUUACGUAUGCAGUUUAAAGACGACUUUCCGUCCACGCCUCCAAAAUGCAAAUUUGAGCCUCCUCUCUUUCAUCCGAAUGUAUACCCCUCUGGCACUGUCUGCCUGUCAUUACUGGAUGAAAAUAAGGACUGGAAGCCGUCUAUAACGAUUAAACAGCUACUGAUUGGAAUUCAAGAUCUCCUUAACAGUCCUAACAUUGAAGAUCCUGCUCAGGCUGAUGCCUAUCAGAUAUACUGUCAAAACAGGGUUGAAUAUGAAAAGAGGGUUAGGCGCCAGGCACAACAGUUUGCUGCAGAAAUUGUCCAAAAACAAAUGAUUGAUCAUUAA